AUGGCGCAGGAGAGACGGUUAAUAGAGCGGAUGAUCUACUAUCAGUGGCAUCUCUGUGGUAGUCGAGGAAUGUACAACACUGGAGCGUUUUGGUUCGGGCUGCAACAUGCGUCGAACUACGCAGAAAUCAGCCACGACGCCGUUCUCGACUACUACGGCCGACGACUGGCGACAUGCUCGAGCGACAAGACUAUCAAGAUCUUCGAAGUGGAUGGUGAUCAACAUAGACUGCAAGAAACAUUGAAGGGACACAAUGGCGCUGUAUGGUGUGUGAGCUGGGCACAUCCCAAGUUCGGAACUCUACUGGCAUCGUCUUCGUACGAUGGCCAAGUACACGUCUGGCGCGAAUCUCCAGGCCAGACACCCUCACAGCCAGCAGUAUGGUCACAAGUCUUCACGUCAAGAAUCCACAGCGCCUCCGUAAAUAUGGUGGCCUGGGCACCUCCAGAAGCCGGCUGCACUCUGGCCUGCGCAAGUUCAGACGGACAUGUGUCAGUCGUAGAGUUCAGAGACAGCCAGUGGACAGAGACAAACUUCCUCGCUCACGGCGUAGGUGUCAACGCUGUCUCCUGGGCUCCAAGUGGCGUCCCUGGCGCGACCAUGCGAAAGAAUGGCGGAGCAGCACAGCAACAACAGACUCCAGUACGGAGGUUCGUCACAGGCGGCAGCGACAAUCAGGUCAAGCUCUGGGAGUUCGAUACGCAGCAGGGAAAGUACGAAAACGUCGGUACACUACCCAACGGCCACUCAGAUUGGGUACGGGAUGUGGCCUGGAGUCCAACACUACUCACCAAGAGCUACAUUGCAAGCGCCAGCCAGGACAAGACGGUGAGGAUAUGGACUAGCGUCAAUCCCGCGGAUCCGACGUCGUGGACGCUCAGCAAGACCUUGACAUUGGAUGCAGUCCUCUGGCGAGUGAGCUGGAGUCUGAGCGGGAAUAUUUUGGCUGUGAGUGGAGGCGACAACAAGGUGACGUUGUGGAAGGAGGAUCUGAAGGGAGAGUGGAAGAUGGUUAAGGAGGUCACGGAAUAG
Messenger RNA from Cyphellophora attinorum, 1032 nucleotides. Its product is annotated as Protein transport protein sec13. The record is from RefSeq and is a predicted model, not a curated record. Gene Ontology annotation, biological process: positive regulation of TOR signaling; COPII-coated vesicle budding; protein import into nucleus. Gene Ontology annotation, molecular function: structural molecule activity; protein binding. Gene Ontology annotation, cellular component: COPII vesicle coat; nuclear pore outer ring. NCBI's taxonomy places the organism in Eukaryota, Fungi, Ascomycota, Eurotiomycetes, Chaetothyriales, Cyphellophoraceae. The transcript is spliced from 4 exons. The coding region runs from base 1 to 1032 and encodes 343 amino acids.